AAUCUCUUGCUUCUGAUAGUGAAUUCCCUGCCAAGAAGGUCGUUUCUGAGUACGCAGAGAAUGAGCAAAAUUGGAAGAUCCUUGAGGAAGUUGUUCGAGUUGCUGAAGAGUCUGGAAGAACACCUUCUGAAGUUGCGAUCAAUUGGACUCUUCAACAGCCAGGAAUCACAUCCGUAGUGGCAGCAGCAAGAACCUUGGAGUUUCUGGAGGAAAACAUAAGUGCUUUAGAAUUCAA
Messenger RNA from Racocetra fulgida, 235 nucleotides. The record is from the annotation of a GenBank genome assembly. Lineage: Eukaryota; Fungi; Glomeromycota; Glomeromycetes; Diversisporales; Gigasporaceae.